Limulus polyphemus (Atlantic horseshoe crab) is the source of this 4170-nucleotide messenger RNA. RefSeq names its product glutamate receptor-interacting protein 1-like. Gene Ontology annotation, biological process: neurotransmitter receptor transport, endosome to postsynaptic membrane. Gene Ontology annotation, molecular function: protein binding. The record is from RefSeq and is a predicted model, not a curated record. The transcript has 18 exons. The coding region runs from base 1 to 3165 and encodes 1054 amino acids. NCBI's taxonomy places the organism in Eukaryota, Metazoa, Arthropoda, Merostomata, Xiphosura, Limulidae.
AUGCAAAAAAGAGGAACAUCGAAGGUAGAGUUGGUAAAGAAGGAAGGAGCAACACUAGGACUAAUUAUCACAGGUGGAAUCGACAAAGACUUUCGACCGAAGAUAGCCAAUCUUAGACCUGGAAGUAUUGCCCAUAGGAGCGACGCUUUAGCAGUAGGAGACUAUUUAAUCUCAGUGAACGGGAUUCGUACCACUAAUCUCCGUCACGAUGAGAUCGUUAAUUUACUGAUGAACGCUGGGGACAAAGUCACCCUGGAAGUGGAGUAUGAAGUUCCGGUAUCAACAGAAGGAUCUAUGUGUGUUCGUCCGAAAGUUAUUCAAGUAACGUUGGAGAAGGAAAAUGGAAGUUUUGGCUUUACACUACGUGGUGGCGCUUGUACAGAUAGACUCAAGUCCAGACCACUCACCAUCACACACGUUCGACCAGGAGGGCCUGCUGACAGGGAAGGAACAAUUAAAUCAGGAGACCGUUUAUUGGCUGUUGAGAACAUUAAUCUUGGAAAUGCUUCCCUGCAAGAUGCCUUAACAGUGCUGAUAAGGCUGGAAGAAAGAGCUUUGUUCACGUUGGAGUAUGAUGUAUCUGUAAUGGAUGCAGUUCGUAAUGCUUCUGGCCCUCUUUUGGUGGAAAUCGACAAAACUCCAGGCACACAGCUAGGGAUAACUCUCACACGAAUACACAGACCAGAAAAUGCUAUUGUCAUUGAAAGUAUAAAGCAAGCAAGUGUAGCAGAAAGAUGUGGAGCACUUCAUGUUGGGGACCACAUAUUAGCUAUUGAUGGCACAAGGAUUGACCAAAUGACAGUUGCGGAAGCCUCCCAGAUUCUCAAGAUGUCUCUUAAGGAAGUUAUUAAGUUAGAAAUUUUCCCUAUCAGUCAGAUGAUCAGUCAGAGAGUUCCUGGAACUAAAGUCCGUAAAGGCUUUCUGCCACCAUCUAAUGUGGUACAAUUGGGCUCCAAUUUUAGCUACAAUACCUUAUCUUCUUUUGGGGAUAAAUCAUCCUCAUCAUCUAGGCAGCCACUUCUUCCUCUUACCCAACCUAUACAUCAAGGAAGAUGGGGUCAAAAUUUGGAUCAUAGAAGACUUCUAGCCAAGUCUGUACCAGCUUGUUCUUCAAGUGCUUCCUUAUCAUCAACUGUAGCAACUUGGGUACCACCUACAGGUCAGCUCAGUUAUACUGAUAUGACUGCUGUCACAAUCCAUGCUGAUCAUCGAGGGUUUGGAUUUGCACUACAGGGAGCUACUUUUACUACAGAAAUGUUGUCUGCUUCUCCAUUUAUCUCAGACAUGGACCCUGGAGGCCCUGCUGAAAGAACUGGCAUUCUUCAUGUCGGAGACAGGGUGUUAGCAGUAAACACUCAGUCUACCCAAGGACUGACUGUUGAAGAAGUUACUCAACUACUCCAGCGAUCACAUCCUAGGGUAACACUUGACAUUGAGUUUGAUGUAACAGAGGCUGUGGUACCAAGCAGUGGAACGUUUACUGUCAAACUGGCUAAACCAGGUGGUGGCCUCGGCAUAACAAUCACAGCUCCAAAGAAUCGACAACAAGGAGAACCCCUGAUCAUCUCAGACAUUAAGAAAGGCAGUGUGGCUCAUCGAACAGGAACUCUUCAACCAGGAGACAAACUGUUGGCCAUAGAUUCUGUACGGAUGGACAAUUGCACUGUAGAAGAUGCUGCUGAAAUCCUGCAAGCCUGUGAUCAAAUUGUGAAACUAAGGAUUCGUAAAGAUGAAACAUUCUCUGAAGAACCAGAUGCAUCUGGAAGUGUUGUGUAUACAGUAGAGUUAGUACGCCAUGGAGGACCUCUUGGUAUAACCAUCUCAGGCACAGAAGAACCUUUUGAACCUAUUGUUAUUUCUGGACUUACAGGUGGUGGUUUAGCAGAAAAAACGGGAGCUCUUCAUGUGGGAGACCGUCUUUUAGCUAUCAACAACCAGAGUUUGAGAGGAAAACCUCUGAGCGAGGCUAUACUUAUGUUACAGAAUUCUGGGGAUGUCGUUACCCUAAAGAUCUCCAAGACUCCAGACCAAAAUCCAGAAGAGAGUUUAAAACCAGGAAAGGAAGAGCAAACACAAGAAAGAGAUACUUACCUAAAAAGUAUCAGCAAAACCCUUCCAAGUGUGGAUAGUGCUGUAGAGUCCUGGGACAGUUCAGGACUGGAGAUUUCUAUCAAUGAGAUGCAGUCCAAAGAAAGUUCAGGAAAUGGAGAAUGUGAUGAUACAGAACAAUCUUCUUCUCAAAAAUGGAAUUUUAAUUCUGAAUCUGAACCUAAUGAAAAUGAGGAUAGUCUUAAACCAAGAGAAUUGGAUGUUGAAAACUGGGAAUACCAGACUCGUACUAACCACAGUUGUCGAAGUUGUGGCAGCAGUCAUUCUAGUGGCUCAGGUGGGAAGCAUACCAGUUGGUCAGAAGCUUUAGAAAACUUUGAACUAUGUAUGCGGCCAGAAAUACUGGGAAGAGAUCAGGGUAUUGCGGAAAAUGAUCCUGUUCGUCGGGCAAAUUCACAGUCCCAGUUUUGUGGCACAAUGAAUUCACCUGGUGAAAGCAUAAAUCAGUCAAAGUCUCGAACAGUAUCUUUGGAACAACUUAAUGAUAUAGUUAGCCAACCAGGGCAAUCUGAAGAUGGAUCACAGAGGUGUAGCACUUUACCAAGUUCUAUAUCCAAAAGAAACAGGGAACAAGCCCACCAGAGUACUGAUCAUGGUGCAGUGUCUCUAUAUUCUUCUUACCAGAGCUCUUUGGCUGUCCCUGUGCCAAUUGAAAUCCACAAAGUGACACUUUUUAAGGAUCAAGUGUAUGAAGACUUUGGGUUUAGUGUGUCUGAUGGUCUCUAUGAAAGAGGAGUCUACAUCAAUAGGAUACGACCUGGAGGACCUGCCAACAUUAGCGGUAUUUUGAAACCCCUAGAUAGGAUAUUACAGGUAAACAACACCAAAACUCAUGAUUUUGACUGCUGUCUAACAGUUCCACUGAUAGCAGCAGCAGGGGACCGUAUAGAACUUGUUGUUAGCAGGCCAGCUUAUGAGAGCCGGAUGUCUCUAGCAGCUAGUACUCUUGGAAGGGGAAGUGUACUUCAUCCUUGGAUGGAUGAAGUAGAUAGAGAAGAUUGCUCAUCACCUCUUCAUCCACCUGAAGGUGCUGAAUUGUUAUCAAAAGCUAUUUGAUUUGAAUUAAAGUAACAGCUGAGAUGUAAAGUAAUUUUCUUCUUCAAAGUGUUAUUGUUAAAAUAAAAUGUGUUCAAUAGUCAGUCUACUUUACUUAAUUAAAGGGAAAAUGUACAAGGUAUUAUUAGAAAAUCUACUUAAGUCAUCUUCAUCUUACAAACAACUUAUUUUCAUUUUGCUUUAGACUGGUUUCAUUGUGAAUGGGCUUUGAUAUUGUCUUAUAUCUGUAAAGCACUACUUUAUUAAAUACACCAGUCUUAAAUGUAUUCAUAAUUCAAAGAAAGAUUAUUGAAAAGCUAGCAUUCCAUUUUUUUUUUUUAUGGGACAAUUGGUAUGCCUAUCGUAAUGUCUCUUUUCUCUAGCUUUUCUACUUAGUAUUGAUAAAAUAACAAGAAGGAUAAAGAAAAGGAAUUAUUCAGAAUACUUUGAGAAAUUUCUGUGAAAUAAGGUUUUUUUAUUGACACUGGUAAUGACCUCAGUAAUAUCAUGUUUAUCACAUGUUCUUCAACUUAAAAACUAGGUAAGGUUAUGUAAGGUAAUUAAGAAUGAAACUUUUCAAAUUAGCUAGGAGCAAGAAAGUAUUUCUUGUUCAAUUCUUCAUAAAAUGCUAGCACAAGGAAUUGAAGUGCCUUAUUUUUUAAGUUUUUUUUGUUAGCAUUUAAGAGUUUGUUAAAUAUGUUUGUUAUUUUAUUAAAAAAACAAUUGUUUGAUAUAUUUUAGUCACAUUUUACCAAGUUGUGAAAUUAGCAAACUUGAGGUUAAUUUGUUUAUUAAUUCACUUGAACUAUGUUUUAUUUUGUGUAGUUUCUAACAAACCACUGCUAAUCUUGUAUAUUGAUACUUCAGAAUUAGUAAUUAGGGGACUGCUUCUGUAUUAUAUGAAAUGAACCAAAAUGAUUCACUCAGUACUGAAAGAGGAAUAUAUUCAUAACUUAAAGACAUUAUUUGCUUGGAAGGAAAGAAAAAUAGAUUUAUUUCCAAAGCUUUGUUGUAUAAAAAACACAA